Zootoca vivipara (common lizard) is the source of this 2286-nucleotide messenger RNA. It is a transcript of the gene HHATL, whose product is annotated as hedgehog acyltransferase like. Gene Ontology annotation, molecular function: acyltransferase activity. NCBI's taxonomy places the organism in Eukaryota, Metazoa, Chordata, Lepidosauria, Squamata, Lacertidae. Gene Ontology annotation, cellular component: endoplasmic reticulum. Gene Ontology annotation, biological process: negative regulation of N-terminal protein palmitoylation. The record is from RefSeq and is a predicted model, not a curated record.
UGAGCGAGCCGAUAUCUGUGCGCCGCGAGUCUGGUGCCUUGGGGCUGCUGGCUUUCCCUUGCUCCUCUGUCCUCCUCUCUCACAUUGCCCUGAAUUAACUUUGGCUGCUACCGCUGCUGCUGCUGCUCCUGCUGCUGUGUUGGGCUGUCUUCAGCAGUCCUUUUGACAGGCAGCUCCUGGGCCAGCCCCUCUCUCUGCAGCGCUCCUCCAAAAUAAAAAUAUCUGCAGCCGGCCACCUUCCACUCUUUCCUAAACUGACACCAGGGACGUGCCAAGGAGGGGGGGCACCCACUGGCCUAUCACUCCUUUCAAACAAACAAACAAACAAACAAAAACCACUGGACCAGGUGCUUUUUACAAGAGGACUUUCUCUCUCUCCCUCAUCCAUGUCUAUCUAAACUUGGGACUUUCAAACAGAGGUUACCCCGGCCUCCUCCUCCUCCUCCUCUGCCUCCUCGUAUCCUAGACCUCCCCUUUAUUCUCCAGGCCGGUGGUGGUGCUCAACUCAGCCAGCUUGUUUCUCAAGAUCUGGAUCCCCUUGGAGUUGGCUCCUGGGGCAGCAGCGACCCUCCAACAUGGCCAUUAAAGCGCAGUUGCCCACUUACGAGCUGGGGCUCUACGCUCUGGUCGUGGCAGGUGCCAUCGUUUACAGCGGGCAAGAGAUCUUCGAAAGCUCCAGAGAGAGCGUGAACCGAAAGGCUUUCCGAGAGAACAUUAAACCAGGAUGGCAUUACUUUGGCAGGAAAAUGGAUGCAGCUGACUUUGAAUGGGCCAUGUGGUUCACUUCCUUCAGAAAUUUCAUCAUCUUUGCCCUCUCCGGGCAUGUCCUCUUCGCCAAGAUCUGCUCCAUGACGGCUCCUCAACACAGGUCUGUGGUUUACAUGGCGUACGGGCUACUGGCCGUGCUGGGAACGAUGGGCAGCACUUACCUGAUGAUGGUCUUGUCCCACUGCUUGGUCAUCUACACCAUCUCGCUGGUUAAGCAGAAGUGGCUGUGCUUCCUCGCGGGCCUUUGCAGCCUGGCGUCCUUCAAGGUGGAGCCGUUCAGCACCUGGCAGAAUGGCUUUGUAACAGGAACUUUUGAUCUUCAAGAUGUUCUCUUUUACGGAGGAACCGGCUUCAGCAUCAUGCGGUGCAUGAGUUUUGCCCUGGAGAACUGUGAGAGGAAGGAAGGCAACUACUCCAUCUUCGCCCUCCUGAAAUACAAUUUCUACCUCCCCUUCUUUUUCUUCGGACCUGUCAUGACCUUUGACCAGUUCUAUGACCAGGUGCACAUCAGUGAGAUGCGGCGCAAAGACUAUGAGUUGUGGCACAUCUGUGUCCAUGGUUUCGUCCAUCUUGUGGCCAUCAUGGCAGUGGAUGUUUUUUUCCACUUCUUCUAUAUCCUGACCCUUCCUUCGGACAUGAAGUUUGUCAACCACCUCUCAGAUUGGGCGCUGGCUGGCCUGGCUUACUCCAACCUGGUCUACGACUGGGUAAAAGCCGCAGUGAUGUUUGGGGUCAUCAACACCAUUGCCAGGCUGGAUCACCUGAACCCCCCACAGCCACCCAAAUGCAUCACCAUGCUCUACGUCUUUGCAGAAACGCACUUUGACAGAGGGAUUAACGACUGGCUAUGCAAGUACGUCUACGAUUAUAUUGGUGGCAAUCACGACAACAUCUUGAAGGAGCUGGUAGCCACCAUCGCCACCUUUCUUGUGACCACCCUCUGGCUUGGCCCUUGCGAAAUAGUUUACAUCUGGUCCAUCUGCAACUGCUUCGGCCUCAAUUUCGAGCUGUGGGUGCAGCAGUUCUUCCAGCUGAAGCCGUUCGCCGCCAUAGAGGCCGGAAUGUCAGAGGCAAUGUCUCGGCGGAUCAGAGGCUUCUUUGGGGCUGCCAACUUCUGGGCUAUCGUCCUGUACAACAUCCUUGCCCUCAAUAGCCUCGAAUUCGCCAUUCUCGUCGCCACGAGAAUUCUCCAAACAGGUUUCCCCCUCAGCACAUUAUCCAUCUGGUUCAUCACUUACUGCGGUGUGCAGCUGAUCAAGGAGAGAGAACGUUUCCUGGCUCUCCAAGAGGAGAAAGGAGACAAGGACAAGACAGAGUAAAGGAGAGGGAGAAAGGCCAGCCCGCAAAAUGGCCGCUGCGGCUUUUUGACACGCUAGGCCAAAGUGCCUGACCCCUCAGCCCUGAGCACCUGUAUGCUGCCACGAAGAUCUCCUGUAGCCACGUACAAGCUCACCUGUGUAAUGAACUCCUUUCCCCAUUUAAAUUAAAAAAGAUAUUUUCUAUAAGACUCAAACACAA